This is a messenger RNA of Anarrhichthys ocellatus (wolf-eel), 6236 nucleotides long. RefSeq names its product ethanolamine-phosphate phospho-lyase (gene etnppl). The transcript is spliced from 13 exons. Gene Ontology annotation, molecular function: transaminase activity; pyridoxal phosphate binding; ethanolamine-phosphate phospho-lyase activity. The coding region runs from base 1390 to 2835 and encodes 481 amino acids. The record is from RefSeq and is a predicted model, not a curated record. Gene Ontology annotation, cellular component: mitochondrion. Lineage: Eukaryota; Metazoa; Chordata; Actinopteri; Perciformes; Anarhichadidae.
UGUGUGUGUGUGUGUGUGCGCGCGCGUGUGUGUGCGCGUGUCAAUGUCAAUGAAUGCUCUGAGUCAAGUCUUCCUCUGAAGAAAACGUAGCUUACACCCAUAGGCCACUCUUGGCUCAUAAAAACCUCUUAGAUUGUCUUUGGAUAAUUGACACAUCCAUCUGCAUUAUUCUAAAAGAUAAUUAUCAGAAACUCUGACAGGUUUGUACCCUCCAUUACACCGCAGCCUUACUGAAAUAAGUGUUUUGCCACAUACUCUCCAAUAGAACAUGCAGUCCUGGUGCAGGAGCAAAAUAACUAAGCAAAUUUCACCCGAAUGGCUUUUUGUUAAAACUGCAUUUUUUUGGUUGUGGCAUUUGUUCACUUUGUGUUCUUUGUUUGUAUUACUCAUUUUUUUUACCCACUUGAUUGACAUUUCUUUAAAGACCCUGGUGUUCACACGCUACUAUAUUUCAAGAUGACAUUUCAUAUGACUGUACUGUUGGAGCCCAAUAAACAGUCUUUCAGUUACAUCAAACAAUAGUCGCUUUUAUGUUAAUCCUUACUGUCCUUUUAAGUGUCUUGAUUCAAUUAUUAUUAUUAUUGUGACGUUCUCUAUAAGAGUAAUUGCCGCUAAUGACCAGAAACAAACUAUGAAGGAAAUGUAUGCACCUUUAUCGAUGCUACACCUGUCGGUGUUAUAUUAUCAUUUUAUGUUAUUGGAUUAUUAUUAUAAUGUAGAAGCUGGUUUUAAUAAUGGAGCUGGUCGAUGUGGAGCUCAUUUGAACUAUUUAUCAUUUGUAAUGAUAAUUUGGUGUUAAAAUAUAAUUCUUGUAAAGUAAGCCAUAAAUCAAUGUUGUGAGGUGAAAAAGUACAAUAUGUCCCAGUAAAUUGUAGAGUGGAUGUAUACAUUGGAAGAAAAUGGAAACACUCAAGUAAAGUACAGCUGCUUCAAAAAAAAAAGUGCUGUACUUGUUACAUCCCACCAGUGUACAGCUGAUUCAUUUGAUAAAUGAAGUGGUGUAAAACGUGCAAUAUCUGCUAAAGUAUAAAGUAGAAUAAAAUGGAAAAAUAAAAGUAUACACUAGGCCUUUACGCUUUUUCUUUUCAACCAGCUGUGGAACAGGUGUUUAUUUAAACAGCCUGAACGCUACUGGUGGGGUAGCGAUACGUCACUGUCUUCGAGGCACAGGUCAGCUGUGAUACCGCUGCUAGGUGGCAGCACCACGACAGAGCUGUGUGUGUGGGGGGUGUGGUUGUCUCUUUCUGCCUGUACGCGCGCGCACGUGGGCGUAGAACAGCCCCUUGACUAUAGGUACAGCUGUCUUAUUUGUGCUCGAGCAGAUGUUGCUGAUCUUCGUGUCAGUGAGGAGGAAAGAGUGCGUCUUCCUCCAGCUCGACAAACAGCAGGAUGUCUUCGGAAAUAUUUGAGAAGAAGAAGACGAUAGACCUGAGGAAGAAGCACAUUGGGCCGUCUUGUAAGAUUUUCUUCAGCCAUGACCCCAUCAAGAUUGUGCGAGCCAAAGGCCAGUACAUGUAUGAUGAGAAAGGUCUCCGCUACCUGGAUUGCAUCAACAAUGUGGCUCACGUGGGCCACUGUCACCCGGAUGUAGUGAAGGCAGGAGCUCAGCAGAUGGAACUGCUCAACACCAACUCGCGAUUCUUGCACGACAACCUUGUACUGUACGCCCAGAGGCUGCAGGCCACACUGCCCGACAAGCUUUCCGUGUGCUACUUUGUCAACUCAGGCUCUGAAGCCAACGACCUGGCCCUCCGACUAGCAUGGCAGUACACCGGCCACAAAGAUAUCAUCACGUUGGAAAAUGCGUAUCACGGCCAUGUCUCAUCGCUCAUUGACAUCAGUCCGUAUAAGUUCCACCACCAGUCAGAUGCUGAGCACAAUCAAUCAGUCCAUGUGGCUCCCAGCCCAGAUGUGUACAGAGGCAAAUACAGAGCAGAUCACCCUGACCCUGCCUCCGCAUAUGCGGAUGAAGUCAAAGAUAUAAUACACGGAGUCCACGAAAAAGGAGGCAAGAUUGCCGCUUUUAUUGCGGAGUCAUUGCAGAGUUGUGGUGGGCAGGUCAUUCCCCCGAUGGGCUAUUUCCAUCAAGUGGCACAGCAUGUCCGCAAGGCAGGGGGCAUUUUCAUCGCCGACGAAGUCCAAGUGGGCUUUGGUCGUGUCGGCACCCACUUCUGGGCCUUCCAGCUUCAGGGAGAGGAUUUUGUGCCUGACAUUGUCACGAUGGGAAAGCCUAUUGGCAACGGUCACCCGAUGUCAUGUGUGGUCACGACCAAAGAGGUGGCAGAGGCCUUCUUGUCAUCUGGAAUGGAAUAUUUCAAUACUUUUGGCGGUAACCCAGUGUCGUGUGCCAUCGGCAUGGCCGUCCUGGACGUGAUUGUGACAGAGGAUCUCCAGGGUAAUGCACUGCGUGUGGGGAGAUACCUGACCAACCUGCUGGAAAAGCAGAAAGAGAAGCAUCCACUGGUUGGUGAUAUCAGGGGUCGAGGCCUCUUUGCCGGGAUGGAGCUUGUGAAGGACAGGUUGAGGCUUACUCCUGCGACAGCGGAAGCCCAAGAAGUUAUAUAUCGGCUAAAGGAACAGUACAUCCUUCUUAGUGCUGACGGACCUCAUCGCAAUGUGCUCAAAUUUAAGCCCCCCAUGUGCUUCACUACGGAGGACGCUGACCUGGUGGUGGAGAAAAUCGACCAAAUUCUCACAGAGCUUGAACAAGCAUUGGGCUUGAAGAUGCACAAUGCAUUGGGUGUAGAGAAUGAAAGCAGCAAAAGAAAGCUGCCAACUGAUGAAAAUGGACACCAGUGUCACAGUGGGUUAGCACACGACACAGGGAGCAGUUGAGGAUUUCCUCAACAAACCAAACGCUUCAGGACAUAACGCUGCCAGCAAACGGAGUCAGAGCUGUGAAGUGACAACACUUUAUCUUUUACCGAGUUAAAAAGCUGAGUUCGGACAUAAUAAACUUUAGAGGUGACAAAAUGCUUGGGGGGGGGGGAAAUAAAGUGCCUUUGCAUGUAACCUGAUUAACACAGUAUAUCUCUGAGAUUGCAGUGUCUUCUCAGGUACUAUUUAUUUUUAUUUUAUUACAAGCCACUUGUCCCCAUAACAACAUGUCUAUUAUGGGUUUUUUUUGGUGCAAAACAUUCCCUUAAUUAUGAAAGCUACCACGCUACACAACCUGUGUACUCUUAAUUUUAAUAUCCGUCAACAUUCACUUGAUCAUGAUUUUCAGGGAAAUCAGAUGUUGAUAAAUCAUAAGUAAAUAAAUCAAAAGGUAAUAUGUCAAAUAAUCCAAUGGUGUCCUCAUGUCUUAAGCCUUCAUUUACAGCUUUCACUGAUUUAGAAGCAUUACUCACUUUUGUUAAAAUGUGUGCAAUACCUGUUUAGACCAUUGCACAUUUUGUGGUGAUCAAUCUGUUUUGAAUAAAAUACUGUAUGUGAUACUUUGUUAAUAAAUGGUGGAAAGUCUGACCCUGACCGCUGCCUUAAAUCAAAUGCAGAUUGAAUCAAAUGCAUGUAUUUGAUUCAAUCUGACCACCCACGAGCCACUGAUCACAAUGUAUAAGAUGAAUGCAGAGACAAAAUGAAGGAAGAGACGAGGGAGUGGUGGUAUUCUAUAUUUUGAUAAGAGCAUUUUGCUAUCAAUUAACGUCACAGAUGUGUCUGAGGGUUGAAAGUACAGCGGCACUUUAUGACUGUGGAGUAUGUCCUCCCCUUUUAUUACUUCCAAUAUGUAGAUCCAUUAUAGAUUUUACCUCCUGAGUACAUUAGGCAAUUAUUUACCAUCAGUUUCUACCACAUGUAUCUGCCUAGUAUCCUUUGUACAGUAUUUGGACUUGGGGAAGUACAGCUGUGAACUGCAUUUCCCAUGUGUACUUGCAUGACAGCACAGGUGUGGUCCGUUUGAUGUGAUUAUAAGAUCUGGGAUUUCCAUUUUUUAUCAAUUAUCUGAUGUAAUGAGGUUCUAGUGAACAAAAGCUUCACAGUCAUUAAAUUCUUGCAAAUUCAAAAUGUAAAUCUCAUUAUUUGUGGUCUUCUGGAGCCGUAGCAUCAUGGGUGAGAUGGUGACUAUAAAACUGCCUUGGAUGAUUUGAAGCAUAGCCUAUGAAGUAGAACCAGAGAAAACAGAAAUUUGCUGAAACAGCAAUAAUCGUGAGCAGUCGCGUCAUAUUAAGGCAUAAAUUAGAAUUUUCAACACAAGUUUUGUUUAGUGUGCGUCCCCACACAGAUGGAAAACAAAGACUUAUCACCAUUUACAAUGCAGGAAGUUAUUCCCCUCUCUGCAAAAACAGGUUGAAGAGGAGCUACAACCAAUUACCCAUUGUCAACAGAUGGUGCUUUAGCAGACUCGGCAACUCGCAGUGUAAUGGGGUGUGUAUUUUAUGCACUGCUGAACCAAAUGGUAACAACUAGAACUGUGAGGUGGACCUGAUUUGAAUCGGAGGUGUAGACAAAAAAACAGUCCUUGAUUUAUUUAUCAUAUGACAUCUUAAUAACCUUAAAACCUCUGGCACUCACGUAGGACGCAAUAACCACAAGCACCCAAUAUCGUUUGACCUCAGGAUGGAUAACCACCACUUAUACAUCUCUAUGAAAUCACAUUAGUGUCAUUAGGCUCAGAACUGAAGUCACAUUACUGUGUCCAGUGUUGUCUUGAUACUGGAAGUUUCACCUCAGUACAAUGUGGCAACGGCCAGGAAACACUUCUGUCUGGUAGAUCUCUGACGCCAUCUUCUGGAGGCCAAAUUACAAUUCUCGUGCUGACUUAUUGUGUGCAAACAGGCCACAAAAUGUAUAUAAAUCUUUACCCUUUGGUGCAGCUCUUGACACGAUGUAGAAAAUAACUAAAUGUGUUUAUAUAAACAGUACAUACAAACAACAACUGCAAGGAGCUCUGAAAAGAAGAUUUAUUUCACAUACUUGUACAAAAAUGCAACUGUGACAAGUUAUAGGCCGUUACAACGAUUUCUUUACAAAAACGUAAAACUUAAACAUUAAUCUGCCCUUUUAAAUUAUUCAUAUAGUGCUAAUCCCAAAACAGUGGCUGCAUGCCAACAGUGUUCAGUAACUUCCUCUCCUUUUUCUACUCCAGUGACCUGCUGCAUGGCACUACUAGCUCAUUGCUUGAGUUUGCAACAGAUGCACUACACUGAGAGGGACCUGGAUAUCAUGACCAAAAAGGUCCUAAUGAUGUCGCUGUGACACGUGCAUGUGAUCCUGUGCUGCAUCAGUUUGUUUGGAGAUGGAGAGAGGGAAGAAAGUCAAAGAACACCAAUGAGACAGAGCCAGUGCGAGACCGUCAGUGCAGCCAGGUCUAAUUUCUUGAGCAAGGUCAGUGCUUUCAGUCCUCAAUGGUUGAUUAUAGAAAGAGUUGCGUUUAUCCAUGUUUUAGUUCGGCACCUAUGCGUUGAUGUCCUCCGUCCAUCCAAAUCAUUUUAAGCGUGCUCCUUUUGUCUUUAGCCCAUGAGGUAUCCUCUGAAAAGACAAAUUAUUCAUUUGUUAAGACAUUGUGACGCAACAAAUGUAGGUUCAGGGCAGCAUUGGUGUGUUAAAAUAAUAACUAUUAUGGGCGUAGACUUACGGCAGCUUCAUGCGCAUGAAUACUCUGGCCAUGAAGAAGCUGAGGAGAACGCUGACAAAACCGAUGAAGAGCAACAGGAACCGGUUGAGUUUGGGAAUGUUUGGUGCAUUGGAGCGGUCCAGGAUUAUAAAGCCCAGGCCUCCCAUCGUGAAAAGGAAACUGGAAGCCAAUCCUUCCAUAAUGUACUGUCCGUUUACUCUGAAAAACAAGUGUACUUACAUUGGUUAUGCAUUAUUUACUGUGGCUUAAAUAUGACGUGACCAUCACCUACUGGCUCCAGGUGCUCACAAUGUUUUUACUGGCGUACCUGUAAGCCAAGAAGGCCACUGGUCGCUGGUGUCCAUGCUCAUCAGUCAUUGAACCCACACUUGGUGGCUCCACAAUAACAUCGUAGAUGAUACCUAGAAUGGGAAUCAAUCACAUCGUAAUUAGAGCAAAGUUAAAGCGCCUUCAUCAGCAAGUUAAACACAACAGAGCUACUAAACCUGAUUGAAAACGUGACAUUUCCACUACUAACGUCAUAGCUGGACCAUAAUAAUCACAGAAGAAUCAUUCUUGUGCUAGCUCAAAGUUAGCUUAACUUACUCCCUCGUUCAUUGCGUUAAAGCUAGCGAGCUGUUUUAAACAUGCAACCACAGGCUAUAACCUGGCUUUAUUUGAA